ACCAGAGAAAAAGAUCAAUCAGGUGGGGAUGAAAAUCACCCUUUAAUUUAAGCUUCAUGAGCUAAAAGGUCCUUCUCUCCCAAAUCUCAACAUUUUUUAUUGUUAUUUUUUCUCAGAUCCAUAAAAAGUUCUCGAUCACCGCAUUGCGUUACUUACACUGCCAGUCUCUCUCUUUUAUUCUGUUCCAUUACCGAGAGACUGCGGAAAAGUUACCGGAAAAGCCGUACAGUUCGCUGUUUAUAAAAUCACUUCUCUGACACUCUCCGAUGCGAACACUGAACAGAAAAAAAUAACUUCUCUUAUAGAAUAAUUUUAUCAUAAUUUUAAACUUAAAAAUGGCAAUUUCAACAGUCCAGCUCCGGCAAUGCUUCAGGCCGUAUAGUAGUACGGCUUCUAACGCGGCCGGAGGUUCACCGUUAUUUCUACAUGCGCAAGUAACGCAUUCUUCGACGGAGUCUAACGAUUGGCGACGUCGUUUUGGUGCUGCUUGUUCACGUAAUUUACUGGUUGCGAGAGGUAAACAACAGAGUACUGAGAGUGAUCGUACUGUUGACGACCCUGUGGACAGUAUUGAUAGCAGUCAGGUUGCUGAAAUAGUUGAACCAGCAGUCUAUGUGCGUGACUUCACUGGAACAGCCUAUGUUCCUGUGUACGUGAUGUUACCUCUUGGUGUUAUUGAUAUGAACUGUGAGCUGGUUGAUCCUGAGGGUCUUCGAAAGGAUUUACAAGUCUUGAAAUCAGCCAAUGUUGACGGUGUUAUGACUGAUUGUUGGUGGGGAAUAGUAGAAGGUGAUGCUCCGCAGGUUUAUAACUGGAGUGGCUACAAAAAGCUCUUCCAGAUUGUGCGUGAAUUUAAUCUUAAAUUGCAGGUAGUUAUGUCAUUUCAUGAAUGUGGAGGCAAUGUUGGUGAUGAUGUACAUAUUCCACUCCCAAAUUGGGUGACAGAAAUUGGCCAAACCAAUCCUGACAUAUAUUUCACGGAUACAGAAGGAAGGCACAAUGCAGAAUGCUUGACCUGGGGAAUUGAUAAAGAACGGGUUUUGAGAGGCCGUACCGCUGUUGAGGUUUACUAUGACUAUAUGAGAAGCUUCCGGGUGGAAUUUGAUGAGUUCUUUGAAGAUGGAUUGAUCUCUGAGAUUGAAGUUGGAUUAGGUCCUUGUGGAGAGCUACGGUAUCCCUCCUAUCCUGCAAAGCACGGGUGGAGAUAUCCUGGUAUCGGUGAAUUCCAGUGUUAUGACAAGUACUUGAUGAAGAGUCUUAGCAAAGCAGCAGAAAAGAGGGGGCACUUAUAUUGGGCUAGAGGUCCAGAUAAUGCAGGUUCUUAUAAUUCUGCUCCACAUGAGAUUGGAUUUUUCCGUGAUGGAGGUGAUUAUGAUAGCUAUUAUGGAAGAUUUUUCCUGAAUUGGUAUUCUCGAGUUUUAAUUGAUCAUGGUGACCGUGUGCUUGCUCUGGCCAAUUUAGCUUUUGAAGGCACAUGCAUUUCUGCGAAGGUAUCCGGUAUUCAUUGGUGGUACAAAACGGCUAGUCACGCUGCCGAACUGACUGCCGGUUUCUACAACCCUUCAAAUUGUGAUGGCUAUGCUCCAAUUGCAGCAAUGUUAAGCAAGCACGGGGUUGGUCUCAAUUUCACAUGUGUUGAAAUGCGCACAUUGAAUCAACAUGAAGACUUUCCUGAGGCUUUGGCAGAUCCCGAGGGAUUAGUUUGGCAGGUGUUGAAUGCUGCAUGGGAUGCUUGCAUACCAGUUGCCAGUGAGAAUGCUCUUCCUUGCUAUGACAGAGAGGGUUAUAACAAGAUAUUAGAAAACGCCAAGCCUCUGCAAGAUCCAGAUGGUAGGCAUUUAUCAGCUUUUACCUAUCUCAGGCUCGGCCCUGAUCUCAUGGAGAAGCGUAAUUUCAUAGAGUUUGAACGAUUUGUCAAGAGAAUGCACGGGGAUGCAAUUGACUGAUGAGGAGAGCUGCUGCAUAUGAGUUGAAUAUCCUUAUGCAUUCACUGUAAAUUACAAAUGUAAUAUGAGAACAUAUUUAUAUGAAUAAAGGUAACUAACUACUGAGGGUAAAUACAGGCACUAAAGGUGCAUAUUUGCUCUUCCUCUUAGUAUCUUCAUACAAUUUGUAAUGCUUGAACUAUAGAACUCAGUGUCAGUGAAAUAGCCGUGCUUAAUUAUUUUCUCUUCCUAAUGGACUGUUAUCUAUUUUUUGA
Messenger RNA from Mercurialis annua (annual mercury), 2200 nucleotides. RefSeq names its product beta-amylase 2, chloroplastic. Lineage: Eukaryota; Viridiplantae; Streptophyta; Magnoliopsida; Malpighiales; Euphorbiaceae. The record is from RefSeq and is a predicted model, not a curated record. The coding region runs from base 336 to 1946 and encodes 536 amino acids. The transcript has 9 exons. Gene Ontology annotation, molecular function: beta-amylase activity. Gene Ontology annotation, biological process: polysaccharide catabolic process.